This is a messenger RNA of Chara braunii, 625 nucleotides long. NCBI's taxonomy places the organism in Eukaryota, Viridiplantae, Streptophyta, Charophyceae, Charales, Characeae. The record is from the annotation of a GenBank genome assembly.
GAUGAACGAUGGGGAAAAACGAUGAUGGAGAAGAUGGAGAAGGAAGACGAAGAAGAUGGAAAAUGGAGGCGGAGAAGAUGGAGAAGCAUAAUGUGACGAUGGAGAACAAAAUGACAAUUGAGAAGGAUGAUGGAAAAGAUAGAGGAGGAAGAUGGAGAAGAUGGCAAAGGAAGAUGGAGAAGAUGGAGAAGAUGGCGAAGGAAGAUGGAGAAGACAGAGAAGAUGGAGAAGCAAAAUGUGACGAUGGAGAACAAAAUGACGAUCGAGAAGGACGAUGGAGAAGAUAGAGAAGGAAGAUGGACAAGAUGGAGAAGGAAGUUGGAGAAGAUGGAGAAGGAAGAUGGAGAAGAUGGAGAAGGACGAUGUGACGAUGGAGAAGGAAGAUGGAGAAGAUGGAGAAGGAAGAUGAAGAAGAUGGAGAAGAUGAAGAAGGAAGAUGGAGAAGAUGGAGAAGGAAUAUGGUGAUGAUGGAGAAGGAAGAUGGAGAAGGAAGAUGUGACGAUCGCAAACGAAAUGCUCGGGUGAUUAAUGAUGGGCGCACGAUGGCUGAUAGGGCGUUUUGUCUAGGCUAGCAGCAGAGCGGCAUGGUCUCCUUGUAUUCGCAAAAUCAAGAACACAAGUUGUC